Molecule: messenger RNA, 3051 nt
Organism: Schistosoma rodhaini
Lineage: Eukaryota; Metazoa; Platyhelminthes; Trematoda; Strigeidida; Schistosomatidae
Source: the annotation of a GenBank genome assembly
AGACCUUGGUUUCAUUUUUCGCUGUCAUGGUGAAGAUAUUCGUUGGGAACCUCAAUCCAGAAUCCAAACCUUCUGAUCUCCGCAAAAAAUUUGAGGCCUUUGGAAAAGUUACAGAAUGUGAUGUUGUUAAUAAUUAUGGCUUUGUGCAUAUGGAAAAAGAGUCUGAGGCUGAAGCCGCAAUCGAAGGGCUCCAAAAUGCUAUUCUUGAUGGGGUGAAAAUUAAUGUCGAACGAAGUCACGGAAAACGGGGCGGUGGUCCCGGGCCUGCCAGACGUAGGAAUGAAGGGCGCUAUCGAGAUUAUCCUCCGGAGAGAGGCCCACGCGCACCACCGCGUUACAUGAACUCUGGCCCGCCGCCCCCGCGAAUGGGGCGCUAUGGUCCGGCUUGGGAUGAUGGAUAUGGAGGGCCUUACGGACCACCACCACCACGUAACAGCUCCAGAGGUUACGAUUAUCCCCCAAAUGGUACCAAUGGACGGUAUCCUCCAAUUGACCGUGUAGAGCAACACAGACCACUCCCACGAGGUCCAGCCCGUGACCCACUGCCGUUACCGCCCAGUGUGGGAUAUCGUGGACCUCCAGUCCCUGAGCCUAUUCCGUCGCCUCGAGAUUAUCCUCCCAAAGCUCCCCCGAUGAGACAAAGUUACGAUAUGUAUGGUGAAUAUGACCGGUACCGGGAGCCAAUAACGCCAUCUGGUCCCCCACGCGCAAACGAUUAUUAUGAUACAUACGGCAGUUACAGCAGCGGAAACUACGAGUAGGUUUUUUUCUCUAACACUAACCACUUCAGAGACUAUAGGGAGAGCGAUAGAUCAAUGUCAAAUUAUGAUUCAGGAUACGACUACAGUUACUAUGACUAUGGAAUGGAUAGCAGAUCACCGGUUCCACCAAGAUCAGGGUACAGCUACGGUCGCCCCUAACUAAAGUAAGUGCUUUAUGAUAAGCUACUCAGGAUGUAUUGCUCUAAGUGUUGAAAGUUUGUGCGUGCGUGGUCGUCUAAGUUGCUUAGUAAACGUGCUUCUCGUUUGCCCGCAGCCUAGAUCUGUGCGUUGACAUUCCGUCUGAUUUUUCGUUCACCAUAACUCAAGUUUACCUAACAUUUCAGAGUCGUCCCGUGAAGUCAAACGCGAAGCAACCUCGAAUCACGUAGGCAAGAGACGUUUGCAUUUAUAACUCGUUUCCUGUUCGUCGUUCGCAUCAACGUUAUUUGGCUAGUGUCAGCAGUCGUACCCACGAUCUUCUGGCUUUUGCGUUUUGUAGACAUCAAUUCACUUUCAGUCGUAAAUGUCACUUCUCGUUUUUAUGCGUCAUAAGAGACCGUCUAAAUUUCCCAUUUAUCUUUUUUGAAAUAUAAAUUGUGUUAGAAAUCGUUGCUUUUGCGUUAGUUGUAGUCUACUUCGUCUGGUCUCUACGCGUUGCUUCACGUUUCAGUUAUCUCGCGCUAUACAACUUUGUAUUAGGCUGGUAGGUCUCUUGUUGAUUACAGGUGGCGUAUGUUCGUUUGUCAACGUCUGCAGUUCACUUCCGGAGGUAGCCUUCAUGUACGAACACCGUACUCCAUCUGUCAAAAUGUCUCGUGCUCAUUACUGCUCCUGUCAUGCUUGUCAACAAUGCCUUGUGGGUCUUUAAAAUACUUUCCUAAAUGAACAGUCAAGACCAUUUGUUUCUCCCACAGCAUCUGCACACUGAUAUCCGACAGUGUCACUGGCCUUCAUUGCGUGUCUACUUACAAAAAUUCCAUCCUACAUUAUAUGGGAUGCUAUACUCUGUAAAGUCGUAAAAUUAUUCUGUGCGUAUGUGGGAGAUUUUUCACAAACGAAAUCAGGACCAUGUGGCGUCGCUCGUAUUCCUCGAACUAAAGACCUAUUUUUCCGAUUUAGUAAAAUAAAUAUUCUUGGCUGUAUUAAGGAAUUUUCAUAAGUAGAUCUUUCAUCAACUGGUGGAGGUGCCAUUCGGUUAAACAUUUCUCUGAAAGAAAUUGGGUUUUUAUGUGCAGGCUGCGGAUCUGUCGUUGCCGAUGACUAAGUCUUGACAUGUACUUUAAAAGUCCAACAACUAUGCUGAUGUCAAACGUUUAAUUGGACCCUCAAAAUUUUCAAAUGGAUAGGCUAGGUAAUACUAUCAAAAUUCAUGGGAAAACAUGUUGGUCGUCCAGCUGCUUAAACAAACGAAACCACGAAUAGUUUGAGGCCAUUCGAAAAUAACAGCGACUCUGGGUGUGCGUUGAAGUCUGUAACCACCCACACAUUCGUGCCAAAUAUACCUUUGUUUUAGAAGUCUGUGCCCGCAUAUCGUUUCUGAGUUACUGCAGAAUGACACCGGAGUCCCCGAACUAGGUUUGAGUGACUAGCUUGAUAGUGAUGCAAAAUUAGCGUAGCCUCUAAUAAGUCCUCGUCUUGUGUUCUGUACUAGCCAACUUAUCGGCAUCUACAUUUAUUACUCUUCGCGAGACUUUUUAUAAGUAGACGUUUAAAGUCGCUCUUGAUGUCUCAACCGACCUCUUAAUUAGGUAUUAAUUAUAAUAAUCGCCGUUGCUACUUUUGCCUAUAAUAAAUUCACAACAAAUCAGCUGUAAGAUGUUGAUUAUUCAUUGCCUUAUAUUCGUUGUAUCGUUAUAAUCCCUGAUAAUCUAAAUAUAUCUCGCAAUAAAGUGGUUAAUUAGCAACACUAAGAUUCUGGCCAUCAAACGUCUAACAUGCAAGUACAUUUUUGGCUAUGUAUUGCCGAGGAAGGAUACAGCUUUUUCUCGUGCUUUCCUUAAUCUCGCUGCAAGGUUGUGGGUCCUAAAUCGUCUGAAGAUGAUGGUGAACGAUCAUGAAGUUGAUUCAUAGCAUCGCUUCUCAGGCGUUUAACGUUUCCACACAUUUCCAAGCUGGAUUACUGUUGUUCAUAUUACAAUGUUAUAUUAACAAGUUAUAAACGACAAUAGUUUUUGUCAGAAGGCUAAGACACCGUCAUUUAUUGUCAAUCUCGUAUUCGCUGAAUUUUCGAAUUAAUAUUUCAUUUAUUGUAUUAAUUAUUUAUCUGGACUUCAAAUAAAACAUUUAUCUG